AUGCAGAUCCUUAUGUUCCAGCUAUUGGUCUUCCUUCUUAACCCAACUCAGUCCAGAUCUGAGAAGGACAUGAGAGCUACCAUCCUUUCUGCAUUGGAGAAAGCCACUCUCUUCUUUAGAGACUCAUACAAUGACAUGAAUGUGGAUGCCGUGCUGGGAUAUCGCUUAUUGCAAGCCUAUUUGAAUGGAGUCUUGGAGAAAUGGGAAUCGCAGCCUGGAUUACAGUCCUCGCGCAAACGUGUGGUACACCUGGAGAAGACGUUGUCGACGUUGAUUGACAAAGCAGAGUGCGCGUUGGAGCAGAAUACACCAAAUUACUACAGAAAGUUUGCCCCCGCUUUAGGCCCAGGUUUUUGGAAGAUUCCUCGUCAGUGGAUCCAGACCAACCCUUCUCUUGCAUCCUCCCUGAAGAACGGCUCAGGCUGCCUCAAUGGAAGUAUAAGUGAUUCUUGCAUCUCGCAUUUGCUAGGAACAUGGGGAGAUGGUGAGGAACCGUGCUUCGUCCCUGAUUACUGCCCAGGCGUUAUGACCAAGCUUGACUGCUCAGGAUAUUCGCUGUCACACCAACUUUUCUAUUUCCUGUUUGCAGACAUAAAAGGAUGCUCGGAUUCUUUGUUCCUUGAUACCUCGUAUUACAAGAAUGUCUUCUGCUCCUCCAUGAAGGAAAUCAAUAUCGACGCAGGAAAACAAGACCGCUUGAAUACCAUUGGAGACCUCUUUGUGGAGAACAUUUUGCUCUGUGGCAUGGCUGGGUUCUCUGACUUCUACCAGCCUCAAUGGCUGAAGAUCAUUCUUAACUGGCAGAAGCCAGGAGAGGGGUGUUUUUGGAUGUACGGUGACCGAUUUCAGUCCCCCAACCAGACUUCUGGAGAACACAGCCAGGGAUUAAAAAGAGUUAAGAGACAAGAGAAAAUCCUUAAAAAUGGAUGUUCCUCUCACAACACGGGCGUGGCUGUGGCCACCCUUGGGGGAUUCCUUCACUAUGGUUUCUGA
This is a messenger RNA of Euleptes europaea (tarantolino), 993 nucleotides long. It is a transcript of the gene C21H16orf89, whose product is annotated as chromosome 21 C16orf89 homolog. The transcript is spliced from 8 exons. The record is from RefSeq and is a predicted model, not a curated record. Gene Ontology annotation, cellular component: cytosol; membrane. Bases 1 to 993 code for a protein of 330 amino acids. NCBI's taxonomy places the organism in Eukaryota, Metazoa, Chordata, Lepidosauria, Squamata, Sphaerodactylidae.